AUGGGCGAGUGGCAGCAGCAGACAAAAUUGGGCUUUGACGUCGAGACCGUCCUGGCCCAGCUGUCCCAAAACCAAAAGAUUGCUCUCUUGUCCGGCAUUGAUUUUUGGCAUACUUAUCCCAUUCCGGAGCACAACGUGCCGUCAGUUCGCCUGACGGACGGCCCCAAUGGCAUCCGCGGCACAAAGUUCUUCGCCGGCGUGCCCGCCGCUUGCCUGCCCUGUGGAACGGCGUUGGCCUCCACCUGGGACAAGCAGCUGCUCAGGAGGGCAGGAAAGCUGCUUGGUGAUGAGUGCAUCGCCAAGGGAGCUCACUGCUGGCUGGGGCCUACCAUCAACACGCCCAGAUCGCCCCUGGGCGGUCGUGGCUUCGAGUCCUUCUCGGAAGACCCUCAUCUGUCUGGCAUCCUCGCUGCUUCGAUGAUUCUUGGUUGUGAAAGCACUGGUGUCAUCUCUGCCGUGAAGCAUUUCGUAGGCAACGAUCAGGAGCACGAGAGACGAGCAGUGGACUGCCUCAUCACUCAACGGGCUUUAAGAGAGGUAUACCUGCGGCCUUUUCAAAUCGUAGCCCGAGAUGCAAAGCCCGGCGCCUUGAUGACUUCCUACAACAAGGUGAAUGGCAAGCAUGUCGCCGACAGUGCAGAGAUGCUAGAGGAUCUGCUGCGAGAGGAGUGGGAUUGGGAUCCUCUCAUUGUCAGUGACUGGUACGGCACGUACACCACCAUCGACGCCAUCAAGGCUGGCCUUGACCUCGAGAUGCCCGGCGUCUCAAGAUAUCGAGGCAAAUACAUCGAGUCUGCCUUGCAAGCUCGCCUGCUUAAGCAAUCCACCAUCGACGAGCGUGCCCGCAGGGUUCUCAAGUUUGCCCAAAAGGCCGGACAGCUGAAAGUCUCAGAGGUAGAGAGGGGGCGUGAUUUCCCAGAGGACCGCGCCCUGAAUCGCCAGAUUAGUAGCAGCAGCAUCGUCCUCCUUAAGAACGAAGACUCCUUUUUGCCUCUUCCCAAAACCAACGCCAAGGUAGCCCUCAUUGGCUCCCACGUGCGAUUACCAGCUAUUUCUGGAGGUGGCAGCGCCUCACUAUUGCCUUACUAUACCGUCUCCCUUUACGAUGCCGUUUCGGAAGCCUUACCAGGUGCCUCCAUCACUCAUGAAGUCGGUGCAUACGCGCAUCAGAUGCUCCCAGUCAUCUCUUCAAUGCUGUCCAAGGCUGUCAUCCACUUCUAUAACGACCCCAUCACCGUCACCGACAGAAAGCUCCUCGGCAGCGAAAACGUUGCGUCAACAUCCUUCCAGCUCAUGGACUACAACGGCGUCCCGAGCCUGAACAAGGCCAUGUUCUGGGGAACUUUACUUGGAGACUUUGUUCCCACCGAGACGGGCACUUGGGAGUUUGGCCUCAGCGUCUUUGGCACUGCAAACCUGUACAUUGACGACGAGCUCCUCAUCGACAACACCACGCACCAGACCCGUGGCACUGCCUUUUUCGGCAAGGGAACCACGGAAAAGAUUGGCACCAAGAAGAUGGUGGCUGGCAGCACGUACAAGCUGCGGCUCGAGUUUGGAUCCGCCAACACGACCAAGAUGGAAACCGUUGGCAUGGUCAACUUUGGAGGCGGUGCCGUCCAUCUCGGCGCCUGUGUGAAGAUUGAGCCUCGUGAGAUGAUUGCUCGUGCUGUCCGAGCUGCAGCGGACGCUGACUACACAAUCAUCUGCACAGGGUUGAGUGGCGAGUGGGAGUCUGAGGGCUUUGACCGUCCACACAUGGACCUUCCUCCCGGCGUGGACACGAUGAUCUCGCAGGUCCUCGAUGCUGCGCCAAACGCGGUUGUCGUCAACCAGUCGGGGACGCCGGUCACGAUGAAAUGGGCCCAUAAAGCAAAGGCCAUUGUUCAGGCAUGGUACGGCGGCAACGAGACGGGCCACGGCAUUGCCGAUGUGUUGUUUGGCGAUGUCAAUCCCUCUGGAAAGCUGUCUCUCUCAUGGCCCGUUGACGUCAAGCACAACCCUGCUUACCUCAACUAUGCGAGUGUUGGCGGUCGUGUUUUGUACGGAGAGGAUGUGUAUGUGGGCUACAAGUUUUACGAGAAGACGGAGAGAGAGGUCUUGUUUCCUUUUGGACACGGAUUGUCGUAUGCCACUUUUGCCCUUUCAGAUCCCGUCGUCAAGACAGUCCCCGAAACCUUCCGGCCGAACCAGCCCAGCGUGGCAAUAGUCAGGAUCAAAAACACAAGCAAGGUCGCCGGUGCCCAGGUCCUGCAGCUGUACAUUUCCGCCCCCAACUCCCCGACGCAACGCCCAGCAAAGGAGCUGCAAGGAUUCGAAAAAGUAUACCUAGAGGCGGGCGAGGAGAAGGAGGUGCACAUUCCCAUUGACAAGUACGCUACUAGCUUCUGGGACGAGAUUGAGAACAAGUUCAAGAGCGAGGAGGGGACGUAUGAGGUUUUGGUGGGAGUGUCGAGCCAGGAGAUUCUGGGCAAGGGAAAGCUGGUUGUUCCCGAGACGCGAUACUGGCUGGGGUUGUAG
Messenger RNA from Trichoderma breve, 2520 nucleotides. Its product is annotated as fibronectin type III-like domain-containing protein. Gene Ontology annotation, molecular function: beta-glucosidase activity. The transcript is spliced from 3 exons. Lineage: Eukaryota; Fungi; Ascomycota; Sordariomycetes; Hypocreales; Hypocreaceae. The record is from RefSeq and is a predicted model, not a curated record. The coding region runs from base 1 to 2520 and encodes 839 amino acids. Gene Ontology annotation, biological process: glucan catabolic process.